This is a messenger RNA of Phytophthora nicotianae INRA-310, 882 nucleotides long. RefSeq lists its product as hypothetical. Lineage: Eukaryota; Oomycota; Peronosporomycetes; Peronosporales; Peronosporaceae. Bases 1 to 882 code for a protein of 293 amino acids. The record is from RefSeq and is a predicted model, not a curated record. The transcript has a single exon.
AUGGAGCGACUAGUGCACGACUUGAAGACAAUGGAGACGUUGUGUUGUACCUUAGACUACCCUGGAAUUUCAGAAGAGGAUCUGAAUAAAUACAUUAAAGACCAUGGACCACUGGUCAACCCAGUGUAUGGUGAGGUGCAUGGCUAUUGGAUCGAUGGUGACUUCUUCACCCCGUAUCGGAACGUUGUCCCAGGCUGCUGCGAAUUAGCGCCUGAAAUUGCGGUGUUACUGGGGCGUUGGAUGGAUUGGUCCGGAACCAGAAAACGAGGCACUAUCCUUCUCUCAAAAGGAGGGUAUAUUUUCGAUGAACGCACAAAAAGACCCACCACUGUGAGAUCGCCUGACGUCACGUAUACCCCACGUCAUGCUACCAGAAACUCGGGGGAUCUUGAGCUGUGGCAGCGUGGUCAAGAACCGUACGCUCCUUUGUUCGUCGUGGAAAUCGACUACUUGUCGGGAGAAGAUUCUCAAUUUAUCGCGCUCGAUCAAAAAAUGCGAAAUCAGUUUUUCAGUCAUGGAGUGCAGCUAGGCUGGCUGAUCGAUCCACGCCCUGGGUCCCGUAAAAUGUUCGAGUACAAGCUUGACGAAGCUGGUAAAAUGCAUCGAGUGGACAACGAGGAGUGGAGAGACCUCGAUGGCGGUGAUGUGCUUCCAGGGUUCCGCGUUGACAAGACAGAUUUAGAGAUGCUCCUUGACCCAGAUGGUUAUGUUCCGCCCGACAACGACGAGAUCGACAUGAUCUGCCCUUGUCGAGGAUGUGACGAACGCCUCCGAUCUCUUCCAGAGAGUAUUGGUCAUCUUGAAAGCCACAGAGCUGAACGCGAGAGGCAGAAGUAUUUGGCCAAGCGUGCUGCACGCAAACGCAUUCAGUUGCGGUUGUAA